CCUGCUCUGUGCCUGUAUCUGAGAUCAUCACUGUUGAAGAAACAGAUGUUCAUGGCAAACACUACACCAGUGGAAAAUGGCAGAAAAUGGAAAAGCCUUACGCAUUUACAGUUCACUGUGUGAAGAGAGCGCGACGUCACCGCUGGAAGUGGGCACAGGUGACUUUCUGGUGCCUGGAGGAGCAGCUAUGUCAUUUGUGGCUGCAGACCCUCCGGGAGAUGCUCGAGAAGCUAACAUCUAGACCAAAGCAUUUACUGGUAUUUAUCAAUCCAUUUGGAGGAAAAGGACAAGGCAAGCGGAUAUAUGAAAGAAAAGUGGCCCCACUAUUCACAUUAGCCUCCAUCACCACCGAAAUUAUUGUUACUGAACGUGCUAAUCAAGCCAAGGAGGCUUUAUAUGAGAUGAAUAUAGAUAAAUAUGAUGGCAUUGUGUGUGUUGGCGGAGACGGCAUGUUCAGUGAGGUGCUGCAUGGUCUGAUUGGGAGGACGCAGAGGAGCGCUGGUGUUGACCAGAACCACCCCCGGGCCACUCUGGUCCCCUGCACCCUCAGGAUUGGCAUCAUCCCUGCAGGGUCUACAGACUGUGUGUGUUAUUCAACAGUGGGUGCCAACGAUGCAGAAACAUCGGCUUUACACAUCGUCGUUGGAGACUCGCUGUCCAUGGAUGUCUCCUCAGUCCACCACAACAGCACACUGCUCCGCUACUCGGUGUCUUUGCUGGGCUAUGGCUUCUAUGGAGACAUCAUCAAGGACAGUGAAAAGAAACGGUGGAUGGGUCUUGUCAGAUACGACUUUUCAGGUUUAAAGACCUUUCUCUCCCACCACUACUAUGAAGGAACAGUGUCUUUUCUCCCUGCACAACACACAGUGGGAUCUCCAAGGGAUGGGAAACCCUGCCGGGCAGGAUGCUUUGUUUGCAGGCAAAGCAAGCAACAACUGGAGGAAGAGCAGAAAAAAGCCCUGUAUGGUUUAGAUAACGCUGAGGAAGUGGAAGAGUGGCAAGUUGUCUGCGGGAAGUUUCUGGCCAUCAACGCCACAAACAUGUCCUGUGCUUGUCGCCGGAGCCCCAGGGGCCUCUCCCCAGCUGCCCACCUGGGAGACGGGUCUUUUGACCUCAUCCUCAUCCGGAAAUGCUCCAGGUUCAAUUUCCUGAGAUUUCUCCUCAGGCACACCAAUCAGUGGGACCAGUUUGACUUCACCUUUGUUGAAGUUUAUCGUGUCAAGAGAUUCCAGUUUACAUCCAAGCAUGUGGAGGACGAGGAUGGCGACCUCAAGGAGCGAGGGAAGAAGCGCUUUGGACAGAUCUGCAGCGACCACCCCCCAUGCUGCUGCACAGUCUCCAACAGCUCCUGGAACUGCGACGGGGAGGUCCUGCACAGCCCCACCAUCGAUGUCAGGGUCCACUGCCAACUGGUUCGACUCUUUGCACGAGGAAUUGAAGAGAAUCCCAAGCAAGAAUCACACAGCUGAGAAGCCAUCGCGUCGCCCACCUUCCUGCACCCAGGAAGAGUGAAAAUUAUUUAAGGAAAUUACCACAGACCAAUUAUGUUGAUAUAUACAUUUAAAUUUAGAAAUUUAUUUUUGAUAGUUAAAUCUUGAUUUUAGAAAAAAUACCUUUUGUCAACGAUUUCGUGUACAUUUUUGGCAUUUUAAGUUCUAUGUGCCUCUGUGGGUUGCAUUUCACAUAACUUAUUCUCAGCAAAUGGUACCUGUUGAUUUGAGGGCAUUGGCUUCUUAGAUUUUAACAAUGUCAACAGUGUAGUUUUUUAAAUGGCCCAUUAGUGGCUCUAUUGCAAUAAUUUUAGGGACAUUAUAAUAUGAGUGCUUUCCAUGGAGGUCACACCAUCUGGGCAUGAGGUAAUCAGUGGGUCACUCUGAUCCACUUUGUAAGACUUAUUCUGUAAUUGUUUGUGGCCAAGUUUUGGAAAGUAGCUGAUGCUCUUUGCCUUCAUUUUGCCUUCAUCUUAGUUUAUGAUUAGGACAUUGUGAUUUGAUCCUUACUGUACCGUGCAACUACAAUGCAACGUAGUCCUGCUUUAAGUGGUACUCUAAGAGUUAGGCCAUUCCAGCGCAUUUGGGGGCGGGGGCGGGUGCAGAAAGGAACAGAACUUAAUCUUGGAGUUCUCCACUCUUGCUUCAUCUCAGUCACGUUUCUAAGACAAUCUCUCUGGGAGCAAGAAUGCAGAGUCUGUUCUGGAAACCCAGAUCGUGAGAUCUGGAAGUGGGCAGUUGUCAAGCACUGACAAGCUUUUUUACUGUUAAGAUGUAAAAUACUGAUGCUUUAUAUUGACACAGAGUACACAAGCAGCUGGGCAAUGUGGGGAAACAGGAAGCAGCAGCCGUCGAUGGGGAGGGGUCCUCCCCCACUCCAGCAGAACUACCUUGGUGCAGACCCUGAAGUCCACACACAUGGUCCAGAUGUGUUCUGUUCUUGUCUUCAUGCUGAGCUCUAGAUAUUUAUUGAACACUUUGUCCCUUUAAAUCAGAAUGGUGUAAGUGGUGUCUCCACUAUUUGUCUUUUGUCUUAAACCAUGAUGGGUCGCUGGUCUCCUUCUAAGCAUGGAGGCUUCAGUGACCAGAGGAUUCUUCCCUGAAGGCAUUCCUGCUCCAGUCCCUGGGGAACCCCUCAAUUGUGUGCUAUGUCCCUGUUGUGUUUGUAUUCAUACUUGUGUAUAUGAUGAAAUAUAUGUAACUGCGUCUUAUUUUAAAUACAAGAAUAUGCAGCUUAAACUUGGACCUAGAAGGAGAGGGGACUUGACUGUUACGAGAGCACAACUGCAGAUGCUGUCCUGUCACACGGCUUCUCUAGCCACUUAGCAUUUAACAGGCAGCACAUGUUUUUAGAACUCCCUUGCGUCAAUUUAUAUUUUAAAGUAUACAGGAAACUUCCCAUUCCAGCAUUCAGCCUCACCCAAGUCAGACACAAGGGCAGCUUCAGCGGUGGUUUUUUGUGGACCGUGUUUCAAAGGUAAUUGUGCAAGCUGAAUGAAUGGCUUAAUAAUUAAUGAUUGAAUGAAAAAUCUGGGGAUAAAGAGUAAACAUGCUCUGGCUGUUUCUCUUAAUGUUUGCUCCUGGUUGGGAAGAAACCAAAGAUGUAAGACUAGCAGCUUCUUGAGAGGGGCCUGCCUGCCUGCCUGAGCCCAGCAGCUGGUAUAGCAUGCAAUGCCCUGCAGCACCAUGAGUCCCUCCAGGAGAGAGGGCUCAGAAGGCGGCUGGCUGCCCAUAGCUCUCUGGAAUCGUGUUGCUCACAGGGUUUCCCCGGAAGAUUCUUCCGUCUUUACUGUCCCUGGUAGAUGUUUCCCAUACACUGAUCUGUCCUAAAAGCCGCUACCAAUUUUAGCAAAAUGGUCCAGGCCAAAGAGGAAACAUUUCAGGUUCAACAAGAAACCCAGCCAUUCCACGUGGCUGGUUCCUGAGUGGCUUUGGUGAUAUUUACCAACCACCUGCUGACAUUCAAAUUUGUGAACCUCAGGACAGUUGUCUGAAUACCCUGCAAGUGUCUGACACUCCCCGAAAGCCCAGUGAUAUAUACGCACAGGAUGGGAAGUCACCGCUCAGACAUUCCCGUGUAAUAGGCUCUGAUUUCCACGAAGCCUUUUAGAGGCAGCAACUACAACACCUGUACUUUGGAGUUUAAGAGGAAAACAAACAAACCAGAAGUGAUGGCUAGAUAGUGAAAACUUAGGAUCCUUUAGAAGGGUUAGUCUAUGUUUUAGUUUCCUUUGUGGCUCGUUGGUGCAAAACAAUUAGACAGCAGUUACACACUGGAACCUAUUCUAGUUUAUUCUAAUUAAGGAGUGAAAACAUUGGCAGUGCCUGCCCUGGUGUGGGCUUGACUUGUUCCUGAAUAAAAUCUUGUAUAAUGGGAUGCUAUGGGAAAGGGUGGCUUCAUUUUCUUCCUAAUCUUGCUGGUUUCAAGAUUAGAAAAUGGCAUUAUUUGCUCUGAUAUGUUUGAAAAGACAAAAAUAAAGUUUCUUGGGCAGAUUUGACUUUUUUUCCUUUCUUUUACAAAUUCCUAUUAUUUUCAAAGUGGAAUAUUUUUCAUGAAAACGCACAUGCAAUUUAAGCAAGAAUAAAAUGAACAGAGGUAUAACUACCACCUAUGCCAGGAGACUGAGAGUCACCCCAGAGCUUCCUGUGCCCCCUCUGGAUCUCCCCUGCCUCCUCUCCUAGGGUACUACUGUUUUAAAAGGUGGGCGUGUCCCUUCCUGGAAUCCCUCCCUAUGAUCCCUAACAACAUGUUGCUUAGUUUUGCAGGUUUUGUUCUUUAAAGGAAACCUACUCUGUGUUGUUUUCUGUCACUUGUUUAUUUUACUCAUGUUCCGAGAAGACAUUUGCGUCAUGAAACUGCAUGAAAUGAGUUUUCCAGUCUGUGAACAUGACGUUCUUUCCAUUUCUAUAGAUACUCAUUAAUGUAUUUCAAUAAUUUUAUUAUUUUUUCAUGUAAGUCCUUAAAUUGUGUUUAGAUUCUUAAAAACUUCGUAUCUUGAGGCUAUUAAAAUCUUUUUUUGUUUUGCA
Molecule: messenger RNA, 4517 nt
Organism: Carlito syrichta (Philippine tarsier)
Lineage: Eukaryota; Metazoa; Chordata; Mammalia; Primates; Tarsiidae
Gene: CERK
Product: ceramide kinase
Exons: 12
Coding region: 87-1469 (460 amino acids)
Molecular function (GO): kinase activity
Source: RefSeq, a predicted model, not a curated record